Molecule: messenger RNA, 1653 nt
Organism: Cyphellophora europaea CBS 101466
Lineage: Eukaryota; Fungi; Ascomycota; Eurotiomycetes; Chaetothyriales; Cyphellophoraceae
Exons: 1
Coding region: 1-1653 (550 amino acids)
Biological process (GO): adenylate cyclase-activating G protein-coupled receptor signaling pathway
Cellular component (GO): plasma membrane
Molecular function (GO): G protein-coupled receptor activity
Source: RefSeq, a predicted model, not a curated record
AUGUCGAACACAGGAGCUCUACAGGAAAGAGGCCUGAAUGCAAAGGAAAACCCUCAGAGCCCCUUCACCCCAUCCCAGAACCGCGCAAUCCUGCUCACAGGCCUUUCAUGCGCGUGCGUGAGCCUAGUGGUCGUCAUUGUUGCCCUACGAUGGUUCGUCUUGAUGAAGCGCAUAUUUCGACAUCGCUUGAUCCUGUACCUGGUGGCUAGUGAUACGUUCAAAGCAAUAUGGUACUUCGUUUUCGCGGUCGUAUCUACCUCUCGAGGUCCGGUCUCAUCUGGUUCCAACUUCUGUCAGGCCAGCGGCUAUCUUUUGCUGCUAGCAGUCGAGGCCUCGGAUUUCGCCAUACUCUUGAUUGCGGUUCACACCAUGCUCUGUAUCUUCGGACCGAGCAACAAGUCAGGUGAAGCUGGACUGUACCCGUACCGCAACUGGAUACUUCCAUUCUGGUUAGGGCCUCCCCUCCUCUUCGCCUCACUAGCAUUCAUCAAUGGGAGCAAUGCGUAUGUCACGAGCGGCACAUUUUGCUUCCUGCCCAAGAGACCUUUCUGGUAUCGACUUGCGCUGGGGUGGAUACCACGGUACCUCAUAAUAAUCACAAUCCUGUGCAUGUACACAAUCAUCUACAUCUACGUCCACGUCAAGUUUCAAGGCUUCAAGAAUCUGCAAGCCGGAGAUUCCUCGACAGAUUCUGCCAGUGCUUCCAGACGAGCUACCGAAAGCAUGCCGAUGAUUACGCCGGGCUCACAAAAUCCGAGUGAACCAGAACCCUUGCCAACGGUCGCGAGCCCGAGCCCAGCCAAAGUCCAGAGUGAGCGAGCGGUGAGAGUGCACCCAUAUGACUCGAACGGCAAUGGUGCUACGAACGCUACUCCCGUGCUUGGGCACAAUGCGCCGUGGGACUCUAUGAUGUUCUUGACACAGUAUUCGCUUGACUCUACGCAGCGCAAAAGUACAGCGGGGGGAAAUUUCGCUGGGACCUCUAGCCCUGAGCAGGCGAACCGAUCAGAACGGACAUCAAACAAUACUUCUGCGAGUAAUGAUCCUUCCGUCGAAGGUCGUAAGCAAUCAGAAGCACCUACAAUCUGCACGAGCUUCACAGGGCAAACAGCCUCGUCGCCCGCCACUUGCGAUAAUGACGCAAAAGGCGCCGCGGGAACAAGAGAUCAUCUUCGAGAAACCCGGGCGGCUAUUCAACGCCAGUUGCGCUUUCUCUUCAUCUAUCCAAUAAUCUACAUUCUGAUGUGGGUGUUUCCUUUCGCCAAUCACGCGAUACUGUAUGAUGACCACUACAUUCUACAUCCACCGUUCUGGCUCACCAUCGUUUCGACGUGCUCGGUAGCACUCCAAGCAGCCGUCAACGCAAUCGUCUUCUCCUGGCGGGAGAAACCGUGGCGGCGAAUCAAAGAAGACUCAAGGCUAUCGCUUUCGUUUCGUUUCAGGAAAUCGGCGAGCAGCCCCGAAGACGAAGUCAGGCAAGAGCCAGCAGCACCCAGAGUUGACAACAGCCCGCUCUGGUGGGAAGCUGAAGGUCGUAAGAGGCAGGAUUCUGUUUGGCUUGGAACCGAUGUCGUUGAACAAGUUCCUUCGCGGCGACUCCAGCGGACCAAUACUCUAAUGAGCAUUGACGAGCAAGCAAGCACGGAAGCAUAA